AUGUCCCUCGGUCAACCCCACUUCGUUCUCAAGCAUAAGCUCGCUGCGUCAUCUUCAUUCACCGACCAGACCCGUACCAACCAACCAACUAUCCAUUUCACGAGUACCACAAUGUCCUCCGCUGCAUGCAUCUUCUGCAAGAUCAUCAAGGGCGAGAUCCCUUCGAUGAAGAUCUUCGAGAGCGAGAAGACACUUGCUUUCCUUGACAUCGGUCCUUUGAGCAAAGGCCACUCUCUCAUCAUCCCCAAAUACCACGGCGCAAAGCUCCACGACAUUCCCGACGACCAGCUCGCCGAAGUCCUCUCCGUCACGAAGCGAAUUGCUAUCGCGCAGAACAUCCAAGACUACAACAUCCUACAGAACAAUGGAAGGAUUGCCCACCAGCUCGUGGAUCACGUACACUUCCACCUGAUUCCAAAGCCGAACCAACAGGAGGGUCUCGGGAUUGAGUGGCCAACUAAGGAAGCGGACAAGAGCGAAUUGAGCAAGCUGCUGGAGGAGAUCAAGAGCAAGAUGUGA
Molecule: messenger RNA, 519 nt
Organism: Alternaria incomplexa
Lineage: Eukaryota; Fungi; Ascomycota; Dothideomycetes; Pleosporales; Pleosporaceae
Exons: 3
Coding region: 1-519 (172 amino acids)
Biological process (GO): nucleotide metabolic process
Molecular function (GO): catalytic activity
Source: RefSeq, a predicted model, not a curated record